CUCUAUCUGCCUCUUUAAAACCUAUUCAUUUCUUACAAAAAACAAAUAAAAAAGAUCCAUAUUAUUAUGAUCAAAACUUCAUCAUGAAAUCAAUUCUUGCUCUCAUCUUUUUGAUCCUUUUUUUAAACUCAGUUACUUCAUGGAAAAAAGAAGAAUUUAGAAAUUGCAAUCAAACCCCUUUUUGCAAAAGAGCUAGAUCAAGAAAACCACAACAUUGUAAACUCAUAAUCAAUGACGUAAGCAUCAUUAAUGGUGAUCUAAUUGCCAAAUUAACAAACCCCAUUCAAAACCAAGAACACCCAGAUCAAGAUUUUGAGUCAAAGCAGUUAACUUUAUCAUUAUCUGUCUAUCAAGAUGGGAUUUUGAGGCUUAAAAUUGAUGAAGAUUUGGAUGAAAAUCAAAACCCACCAAAGAAAAGGUAUCAAGUGGCUGAUGUUAUUGUUUCUGAGUUUGAAAGUAAAAAACUUUGGUUAAAAAGAUUUACUUCAGAGGUACUUAAUGAUGAUUUGUUGCAAUCUUAUGUUGUUGAUUUGUUUGAUGGGUAUGAAUUUGUUGUUAGAAGUGACCCUUUUGAGGUUUUUGUUAGGGAACAAAAUAGUGGUAAAAAGGUUAUGUCUUUUAACUCUCAUGGGUUGUUUGAUUUUGAAACAUUAAGGGUUAAGAAAGAAGGGGAUGAUUGGGAAGAAAGGUUUAGGAGUCAUACGGAUAGUAGACCGUACGGUCCUCAGUCGAUUAGUUUUGAUGUGUCCUUUUAUGGUGCUGAUUUUGUUUAUGGGAUCCCUGAACAUGCUACUAGUCUUGCUUUGAAACCUACUAAUGGACCUGGUGUCGAAGAGUCUGAACCAUAUAGGUUGUUUAACUUAGAUGUGUUUGAGUAUUUACACGAGUCACCGUUUGGGCUUUAUGGGUCAAUACCGUUUAUGUUAUCACACGGUAGUGAACGUGGGACGUCAGGGUUUUUUUGGUUGAAUGCUGCAGAAAUGCAGAUUGAUGUUCUUGGGUCAGGUUGGGAUGCUGAGUCUGCGAUCAAGUUGCCUUCGGAUCAGAAGAGGAUUGAUACGUUGUGGAUGAGUGAAGCUGGGAUUGUUGAUGCGUUCUUUUUUAUCGGGCCUAAACCAAAAGAUGUUGUUAAGCAGUAUGCUAGUGUUACUGGAACGUCGGCAAUGCCUCAGUUGUUUUCUACGGGUUAUCAUCAAUGUAGAUGGAAUUAUAGGGAUGAAGAGGAUGUCAAGAAUGUAGAUUCGAAAUUCGAUGAACAUGAUAUUCCAUAUGAUGUUUUAUGGCUGGAUAUUGAGCAUACCGAUGGGAAAAGGUAUUUUACAUGGGAUAAGGUUCUUUUCCCAAACCCUGAAGAAAUGCAAAAGGAUCUGGCUUCGAGGGGUAGGAAAAUGGUUACUAUCGUGGAUCCGCAUAUAAAGAGAGAUGACAAUUAUCAUAUACAUAAGGAGGCUUCAGCGAACGGUUACUAUGUGAAGGAUGCAAGUGGAAGGGAUUAUGAUGGUUGGUGUUGGCCUGGAUCCUCUUCGUAUAUAGAUAUGGUAAACCCGGAGAUAAGAUCAUGGUGGGCUGAUAAAUUUGCAUAUACAGAGUAUGUUGGGUCAACCCCAUCUUUAUACAUAUGGAAUGACAUGAACGAGCCUUCCGUAUUCAACGGGCCUGAGGUGACCAUGCCUCGAGAUGCUUUACAUUAUGGUAAUGUUGAGCACCGAGAGUUGCAUAAUGCGUAUGGCUACUACUUCCACAUGGCUACAUCUGAUGGCCUUCUGAAACGAGAAGGAGGAACAGAUAGGCCUUUUGUUCUGUCCCGAGCAUUUUUCCCAGGUACCCAAAGGUAUGGGACAGUUUGGACGGGAGAUAAUACAGCAGAAUGGGAGCAGCUUCGUGUUUCCGUUCCAAUGAUUUUGACACUUGGCAUUACUGGGAUAACAUUCGCUGGUGCUGAUGUUGGUGGGUUCUUUGGGAAUCCUGACACCGAGUUACUUGUUCGCUGGUACCAAGUCGCUGCUUACUUGCCAUUCUUCAGGGGCCAUGCCCAUCAUGAUACCAAGAGACGGGAACCAUGGCUAUUUGGGGAACGUAAUACUGAGGUGAUGAGGGAUGCCAUACGCGUGCGGUACACAUUGCUUCCGUAUUUCUACACAUUAUUUCGAGAGGCAAAUGUUACUGGAGUCCCAGUUGCCCGGCCCCUAUGGAUGGAGUUUCCCAAUGAUGAAGCGACUUUUAACAACGAUGAGGCUUUCAUGGUUGGAAAUGGUCUUCUAGUGCAAGGAGUUUAUACCGAGCGUGCAAAAGAUGUAACGGUUUACCUUCCAAGGGAUCAUACUUGGUAUGACCUUAGAACCGGUACAGCAUAUAAAGGAGGGAAGACACAAAAGAUGGCGGUAACAGACGCAGAUAUACCCGUUUUUCAAAGGUCGGGAACUAUUAUUCCAAGGAAAGAUCGGUUUCGUAGAAGUACAGUACAAAUGGAGAACGAUCCUUACACACUGGUUAUUGCUGUGGAUAGUUCAGGAGCAGCUGAAGGUGAACUAUACAUAGAUGAUGGCAAGAGCUACGAGUUCAAGCAUGGUGCUUACAUCCAUCGCCGUUUUGUAUUCUCAGAUGGCAAACUUACAUCUAUCAACCUAGCCCCUUCAACAUCUCUAGGCUCUAAAUUCUUGUCUGAUUGCACCAUCGAGAGAAUCAUACUGUUAGGCCACUCAUCCAAACCUAAGAGUGCCCGUAUUGAGCCAUCAAACCACGUUACUGAUAUUGAACUAGGUCCCCUCCAGAUUCGUUCCGGGGUUAGGUCAUCGGUUUUGACCAUCCGCAAGCCUAAUGUCCGUGUUUCAGAAGAUUGGACCAUACAAAUUUUGUAGGUUGUCAUGGUGGAAUAUUGGUGAUUGUCAAGAGAACCGGGUGGUAAUGUGGAAACGGUUGGCUACCUGAGUGAAUGUAGAGGUGGCUUAGUCACCAAAAAACUGAGUAUGGACUUUUGUAGCAAUUGAGAAAUGGCCCACAUGAGCUAGGAUUGUCAAAAUGAAGAUCAUGUAAUAGCUUAGAAAAGUUUUAUUGUUCUUGUGGUUCCUUUUGGCCACCUUUGAAUAGAUACUUUUUAUAUCAACUAUAUAGUGUGGAAUGCCUUUGUUUGGGGCAUUUACGUUUCUUCC
Erigeron canadensis is the source of this 3149-nucleotide messenger RNA. Its product is annotated as probable glucan 1,3-alpha-glucosidase. Gene Ontology annotation, biological process: N-glycan processing; carbohydrate metabolic process. Bases 84 to 2858 code for a protein of 924 amino acids. Lineage: Eukaryota; Viridiplantae; Streptophyta; Magnoliopsida; Asterales; Asteraceae. The record is from RefSeq and is a predicted model, not a curated record. The transcript has 6 exons. Gene Ontology annotation, molecular function: carbohydrate binding; alpha-glucosidase activity.